This is a messenger RNA of Haliotis rubra (blacklip abalone), 2289 nucleotides long. RefSeq names its product clathrin heavy chain linker domain-containing protein 1-like. The record is from RefSeq and is a predicted model, not a curated record. Lineage: Eukaryota; Metazoa; Mollusca; Gastropoda; Lepetellida; Haliotidae.
UUCCUCACAACUCCUUGUUUACAAAUGGCGACCAAGUGAGGAUUUUCUGAAUGAGGCACGCUGACAGUUACUGUUAGACCAGCAUAAAUAAAUCUGCAAGAAUGUCAUCAAGUCGAUCACCAACACCAGUGAGUUCUGUGUCAGCAUUUUCCAAAUUGCCUCCAAUCAUCACAAGUGAGGCAGACCGGGACUUCCUCCAUGAACUCAGCUCAUACAUUGACCGAGAGAUGGGCAAAAUACAAGCUGACAAUGAAGAACAACGUUACAUUGUGUACAAAGGAGUCUUUAAUAAGGUUAUUGAGCAUGUGGUAGCUUACAAGCCUCUACUGACUGAUAUAAAGAAGGAGUAUGAAGACACAAUUGGUGCCAUACGGAAGGGUCAGAGAGAAGCAGUGUUUCUUCAGGAGAAACUCAAGGCAAUGGCCUCAGAGCCCUCCACAAUUCAGAAUUAUAAGAAACGAGCUGAUGAGCUGGAAGAAAGAAUUUCCAUUGUACAAAAGGACAAUGCCCGUUUGGAAGCUGAACUGGCUCAGCUAAAAGCUGCAUGUAUGGAGAGAGAGAAGAAAGAAGAGAAGAAGGAGAUUCCAAAACCACAUCUCAAGAAAGACAGACGACAGAUUCCAGGCCUAACCUUGGAUGAGUCAACUGAUCUGAAGGUGCUGUACCGUAAGCUUGAGAAGCUUGAGCGACAGAUGAAGGAACUCAACAUCUGUUACAAGACACGGUAUGUCAGCAAGACCCACAAACAGGAGUUGAAGGGGGGUCUGGACAACAAGGUUGCACAUAGAGAUCACCUGCUGUGGCAGAGUCAGGUGUACCGAGAGAAGAGGAUGAGGUUGAAGAUUGCACUGGAAGCUGCUGAGGCAUACAAUCGAGUCAAACCUCCACACCAGACAGUUGGAGAUGCAGUCAUGUUGGCAUUUGCACAGUUUCAAAGUUCUAGAGCAAAAGAACCUGUAUCCACAGAAGGAGGGGAUGGUCUGAAUCGGGAAGUGACUCCAUCCAAUGUAACAGUUACAACCACAACGUUUGAGGAAGAUGAUCCCAACAAGGAGAAAGAGGCUGAGAUUAUGCUGGAGUAUAUUGAGAAGUUUAAUGAGUUAUUUGAGGAUGGCAAGUUUGAGGAGGCAGCUGUCCAUGCUGCCAACAGUCCAAAGGGUAUUCUGAGGACAAGGGCCACUCUGGUCAAGUUCAGGGAGGUAAAGGGCAAGUUUCCUGGGAGGACUCCUUUGCUGAGUUUCUGUGAUGCCCUGAUGUCAUCAGUGAAGGAGGCUGGGUCACGGCCAAACGAGGCACUGUCCUUAGACUGUGUACUGUGUGCCCUAAGUGAGAAUAAGCUGGACCUGCUCUACCACUGGCUGGCUCAGGACAGACUCACCCUGUCUUUGGAUGUUGGUCACCACAUUGCCAACCACUGCUCAUGUACAAUCCCCUGUAAAUGUGGCUGCCAGGCUUUGGCCCAGAGUGUCUUCAUGCGUCUUCAGGCACACCGAGACAGUGUCCUGUGUCUCCUGAAACAGGGCAGAGUGCAUGCUGGGAUCCAGUUCUCACGCAACAAGGGUGUCUUGUCCACAGAAAACCUGAUAGCUAUGUUGGCAGCCUGUCCUUCCCUCCAGCUUGUCCAUGCCCUGGUGGAGCAGGUGCCCUUUGCCCAAGAGUCUGGACCUCUGCUGCCUCUUGGUGUUGUGCUUCGGACACUGGUCAACAAGGGUCAGACAGAUCUGAUGGCCCGGUGUCUUCAGGACCUCAAACAGGGAACAUUGCAGGUUGGUGAUGAGACGGAUUCACUCUUCAAUGCCGUGUUUCUCGACUCCGAGACCUCCACUGACAACUGGAUAGACAUCUGCAGCCAUCUGAAAAACAAUGACUUUGAAGACACAGCACUAAAACUUGUUGCUACAGUGACAGUUGUUGAGGCAUUACAGAAUGCAUUAGAGACAUAUGCUGAGAAGGAGCAGGACUACAUGCAGUAACCGUAUCAGCAGACUGUGGUACACUGUGUGUACAAUGUGAUACUUUGUGUGACUGUGAUACACCAUCAACAUGAUAUACAGCUUUAUUUUAUAUUCCUGAGAAUGUGUUUCACACAUUGACUAUAGCGCUACAGCUUUAGUAACUUCCAUAACACAGACACUCCAGACUGUCGUGUCAUACCACCAUGACAACUCAUGACAGCUGUCAUGCUAUAAUCGCUAUUUGGAACUUAUCCAGGUCAGCUUGUGUGCAAAUAUCCAGAUUUGAUGACUGACAUUGUAUUUUUGUAUUGAUGAGUAAAAACACUAUUUGUCA